This is a messenger RNA of Colletotrichum karsti, 1194 nucleotides long. RefSeq names its product terpene synthase metal-binding domain protein. Bases 1 to 1194 code for a protein of 397 amino acids. The transcript is spliced from 3 exons. Lineage: Eukaryota; Fungi; Ascomycota; Sordariomycetes; Glomerellales; Glomerellaceae. The record is from RefSeq and is a predicted model, not a curated record.
AUGUCUUCUUCAGUUGCAUCUGCUCCCGUUUCUCUUCACCCUGCCCUGUCACGCCACUCGGAAAGAGCUAGCUCAGGAAGAAGCUCGCCGGCACAGCGAAACCAGGGUGGUCGCACACGCGAGCAGAUCCUUUGGCAACUUCACGGCCAAAAUGUCCGCAUUCCAGAUCUUGGAAAGAUGAUGGCAGACUGGCCGAGAGACCAGAGCAUGCACCUGGAGGCGGUGAACUCCAAGAUUUUGCAAAUCAUCGAAACCCACGCUGUGAACGACACUGUUCGAAUGCGCCUCACCAAGGCUAUGCUUUCGUCGCAGUUGACCGGGUGGUAUCCGUAUGCUUCUUGCGACAAGAUCGAGGCCCUCACCUCGUUCCAGGCCUGGAUGUUCAUCAUCGACGACAUGCUCGACCAGUACUCCCUCGUUCACAAGUUUGACUUUGCGGCACUACACGUUAUGUUGGCCGACUGCCGAGACUUCGUCGAGCGCAGCCUUGGUGUCACUACUACUGGCGAGAGCGCUCCUGUUAAGUACCGCGACCACGAUGCUGUGGUCUCCUUCGAGGAGUAUGCCCAAGCCGUCUGCAAAUCAUACAGCGACAACUACCCUUACCGCUUGCGAAUCGCCAAGGAAGCCAUCGCCACCCUCGACGGCUACCGUCAAGAGGCGCUGAACCGCUACGCUGGCCGUGUACCCACUCUCGAAGAGUAUCUCGGCUACCGCGAGGCGUCCUCGUGCAUCAUGCAGGUUGCAGUUAAUCUCGAGUUCGCCAACGGCAUUAGUCUACCCGAAGAAGUAAUGAUGUGCGAGGAGAUGCGAGAGCUCUACCGUGCAGCAGUUGCAGUUGUCUGGGUUGUCAACGACAUCGUCAGCAUGCGCAAGGAGAUCAAGGAAGGCUUUGUCGAGAACCUCGUUGUCCUCCUCGCUCACGGAAACGUGCAAAAGGGGCUCGACGGGGCUGUGGCCAGACUCGAACACGAGGUCGCCGCUGUCAACGAGGCCUCCGAGGCCGCCAUCCGCCGUUUCGCUGACACGCCCUACAAGUAUCAUGUGUCCCUGCUGGCCAGGAACUGCAAGAAUAUGUGCAUGGCGAACUGGCUCUGGAGCAUGAGAACUCCCCGAUACUGCUUGUGGGAUAUUAAACCAGACGCCGAGGGCGGAUACACCUUCACCGUCGACGCCGAGCCUGAAGAGUCCUAG